AAAUCAGGUCCAAGAACCAUAAGCCUACAACUAAUAUCGAUUCUGUUCGACACCAUCAAACAAACGUGUGUAGUUUCUCUCUCUACUUCGGCGCCCUACUGAUCCACAUCGUUCCUCCGAUCUCACCUCAUCGACAUCGAUCCUCUCCGUGCUUGAUGUUGGUUAUAUAGUUUCGGAUUUUGCUCGAGUACAAUGGCAAACUAUUCAGCUAAGGGAGCCCCUUCAAAUGGAUCUGUGUAUGUUUGUAACUUGCCACCUGGAACCGAUGAAGAUAUGUUAGCUGAAUUCUUUGGCACAAUCGGUUUGCUAAAGAAAGAUAAAAGAACAGGCCGGCCGAAAAUAUGGUUAUAUCGGGACAAAGUAACAGACGAGCCUAAGGGCGAUGCCACAGUGACGUAUGACGAUCCACAUGCCGCAUUAGCUGCUGUAGAAUGGUUCAAUAAUAAGGAAUUUCAUGGGAAUAUUAUUGAAGUUCUCAUGGCACAGUCAAAAAAUUCACAUAAUUCUGUCGCACCGCUUGUUGACCCGAGUUUGGUCAAUGACGUGGGACCCGAUGAAAGUGCCUUCGAUAUUAAUGGAAGUGGGGCCCGAGGUAGAGGUCGUGGUGAUGCUUCCGGAAACCUUCCGCAAAAAGCAUGGCAGCAAGAUGGUGACUGGGCGUGUCCGAAUACAAGUUGUACGAAUGUAAACUUUGCAUUUCGUGGUGUAUGCAACCGCUGUGGAAGUGCAAGGCCUGCUGGUGCAGGCGGUGGUGGUGCAGGCGGCGGUGGUCGGGGUAGGGGUCGUGGUGGUUCUGAUUCAGGUGGCGGGCGAGGUGGAGUUGGUGGUCCUACUGGUCUGUUUGGUCCUAAUGAUUGGUCUUGUCCAAUGUGUGCUAACAUCAACUGGGCAAAGCGAUUAAAAUGCAACAUCUGCAACACGAAUAAGCCCGGUGUUAGUGAAGGGGGUGUGAGAGGAGGGCGUGCUGGUGGGUACAAAGAACUUGACGAAGAAGAAUUAGAGGAAACAAAGCGUCGAAGACGGGAAGCUGAAGAAGAUGAUGGUGAGAUGUAUGAUGAAUUUGGAAACUUGAAGAAGAAGUUUCGUGUCAAGGCGCAACAAACUGAAGCUGGUCAGGUGCUACCCGGAACUGGGCGGGCAGGCUGGGAGGUUGAGGAGCUAGCAGGAAUGAGUGAUAAAGAUAGAAGAGAAAGAAGCAGAGACAGAAGGGAGGAAAGAGAAAACAGCAAGAACAGACGUAGGAGCAGAAGUCGUGAGAGGGAUAGGGGCCGGGAAAGAGAGCGUGAUCGGGAAUACAAUUACGAAAGAGACCGAGAAUAUGCCCGGGAGAGGGAUCAGGACUGUCACAGGUAUCAUCAUUGAUCGUUAAUCUAUAAAAUUUGUGUUUUUGAAAGGUUUUUCAGAGAUCAGUUUCCUUUGGUUCUGCAUUUGCAAUGUGAAGUACUUGUAUCCUGGCACUGUUUCUUGGACAAUUAUGUGGUUUCUUUUGCGAACAUUUUUUAUUUGAAACAUUUUGAUAUUAAUAUGGAUUUUUGUAAACCGAAUGUUAGUUGCACUGGAAAUAGUUUGUUUAAGACCAUUUUUGAUUUGUAUGAUCAUAUAAAUAUGUUAUGUUAUUUAUAGUUUA
This is a messenger RNA of Helianthus annuus (common sunflower), 1627 nucleotides long. Its product is annotated as transcription initiation factor TFIID subunit 15. The transcript has 8 exons. The record is from RefSeq and is a predicted model, not a curated record. Gene Ontology annotation, molecular function: RNA binding. The coding region runs from base 193 to 1362 and encodes 389 amino acids. NCBI's taxonomy places the organism in Eukaryota, Viridiplantae, Streptophyta, Magnoliopsida, Asterales, Asteraceae.